UAAAUUUUCUGUUAUGUACCCAAAAGAUAGCAUUUGGUUGCACACCCGUUUGUUCAAAUUUGAACAGGUAUUUGAGAGGCCUAAAGCUUUCAUAAUAUUUAGUUGCAUUUUGCAGUUUUGUUAAUGCAGACAUAAUCAUGAAGUCCCUCCGUGUUGCGUUUACUACAUUUGUAUUAGUGUUGACGGUUUAUGCUGAUGGGCCCUUCUGUACCCAAUCGGGCCUUGGGCCAGCAGAUAUGAUGAUGAGCAAUGGAAACAUGAAUCCCAAGUACAUGUGGGAAAAAUCUGGGGGAAAAGUCCGAAUUCCUGUGGUCUUGGAUCAUGCUUAUAAUCAUAAAGAGCGUGACAUUAUUUUUGGAGGGCUCGCUGAAAUGGCUUCAAAAACCUGUGUCAAGUUUCUUAUCUACAAACAUCCUGAAGAAGUUCACGACGGGGACCAUGUUUACAUUACAAAAACCAAGGGCAAAGGUUGUUGGUCGUAUGUCGGAAAGCAGGGCGGCUCUCAGGACUUGAGUCUUCCGGUGGGUUGUGUAAACCAUCGUACAGUAAUGCAUGAGAUGAUGCAUGCGCUAGGAUUUUCACAUGAGCACGUGCGAGCUGAUCGUGAUAAAUUUGUUCACAUUAUCUGGGAAAAUAUCCAAAGAGGACGAGAGAGAAAUUUUGAAAAGAAACGUGACAGCAAAUCGGACAAUUACGGUCCUUACGAUUAUGAAAGCAUCAUGCACUAUGAUAAUCGAGCUUUCUCGAGAAAUGGACAUGACACAAUUCGACCCACUCAAGGAUUUGUUCGGAUUGGUCGAGGAAAACGGAUGAGUCAUUGGGACGCGAAAAAGAUAAAUUUGGCAUACAAAUGUCAUGGGGGCGGUAAAGGUGGCGGAUUUGGUUACAACGACGGUCUAUCGGACUUUGAGUAUGAUGACAACCAAAAUUCUCCGCUAAUCGGGUUUGCUCCAGAUCACAGCUUCCGAACUCAAAAUCCAUUCUUGUCCGGAGCUCAUCCCAACGAAGUUGACCACGAAGAAGUGGACUUUUCUCCUUUCUCUGGACCAAUUCCUCCAUAUUACAUGGUCCACAGUAAUGGGGAUGAUGAUUAUUACCACCCAUAAGACAAGUUCCUUACAAUUUUUGCAAGCUUCCUCCGCAAGUCCUGUACUCAUCUUCCUGCCGAGUUUUCUCAACUCAACUUUUAAAAUCUUUGUACAAAGAGUUCCCACGUUCCCAGUCGUUACCAUUUUUUGAAUUUAAAAAUAUAAUAGUAAGUAUGCAUGUUGUGACUGGCUAGUCAACCAAAAACAGUUAAACAUCAUGCAAUUUUAAACGGGUGAUGCAUGCAUGACUUUAUAAAUGACAAGCGAAAAAGGAUAAGUAUGAAGUGUAUAGAUUUUGACAUUUUAACAGAAUAUCUCAGUGAUUCUGCAAAUAGAAUGAUAGUCGAAGAGUUGCAAGUCAGUGCCAUUCAACCAAUACAAAUAAAAAUAAGAAAGUGUUUACGCUUCAGUAAAGAUUGCAGUUU
Messenger RNA from Folsomia candida, 1513 nucleotides. Its product is annotated as zinc metalloproteinase nas-7. Gene Ontology annotation, biological process: proteolysis. The transcript is spliced from 9 exons. Bases 138 to 1106 code for a protein of 322 amino acids. Lineage: Eukaryota; Metazoa; Arthropoda; Collembola; Entomobryomorpha; Isotomidae. The record is from RefSeq and is a predicted model, not a curated record. Gene Ontology annotation, molecular function: zinc ion binding; metalloendopeptidase activity.